Mus pahari (shrew mouse) is the source of this 2341-nucleotide messenger RNA. RefSeq names its product post-GPI attachment to proteins 3 (gene Pgap3). Bases 87 to 1049 code for a protein of 320 amino acids. Gene Ontology annotation, molecular function: hydrolase activity, acting on ester bonds. The transcript has 8 exons. Gene Ontology annotation, cellular component: endoplasmic reticulum membrane. The record is from RefSeq and is a predicted model, not a curated record. NCBI's taxonomy places the organism in Eukaryota, Metazoa, Chordata, Mammalia, Rodentia, Muridae. Gene Ontology annotation, biological process: GPI anchor biosynthetic process.
AUGAACACAGGUACUUCCGGUUGUUACGGAAGUGGGACUUCGUCUUCUCCCAAGCUCCUCCCUCAGCGGCCGGGCACAGUGACAGAAUGGCCGAGCGGACGGCGCCGCUGCUGCUGCUAACCUUGGCAGUGGGACUCGCGGGGGGUUCCCAGGGCGACCGCGAGCCCGUGUACCGCGACUGCGUGCUCCGAUGCGAGGAACGGAACUGUUCGGGGGACGCACUGAAGCACUUCCGCUCCCGCCAGCCAAUCUACAUGAGCCUAGCUGGCUGGACUUGUCGGGACGACUGCAAGUAUGAGUGUAUGUGGUUCACUGUUGGCCUCUACCUUCAGGAGGGUCACAGAGUGCCUCAGUUCCAUGGCAAGUGGCCCUUCUCCCGGUUCCUGUUCAUCCAAGAGCCGGCUUCUGCCGUGGCCUCGCUCCUCAAUGGCCUGGCCAGCCUGGUGAUGCUCUGCCGCUAUCGCGCCUCUGUGCCAGCCUCUUCCCCCAUGUACCAUACCUGCAUGGCCUUCGCUUGGGUGUCUCUCAAUGCUUGGUUCUGGUCCACAGUCUUCCAUACCAGGGACACUGACCUCACAGAGAAGAUGGACUACUUCUGCGCUUCAGCUGUCAUCCUGCAUUCUGUUUACCUGUGCUGUGUCAGGACCGUGGGACUGCAGCACCCGUCUGUGGCCAGUGCCUUCGGUGCCCUGCUGCUGCUGCUGCUGACGGGACACAUCUCCUACCUGAGCCUUGUCCGUUUCGACUACGGCUACAACAUGAUGGCCAACGUGGCUAUCGGUCUGGUGAACCUGGCAUGGUGGCUGGUCUGGUGCCUACGGAACCGCCGGCAGCUCCCUCACACCCGCAGGUGUAUGGUGGUGGUGCUGCUGCUGCAGGGGCUGUCCCUGCUGGAACUGCUUGACUUCCCGCCCCUCUUCUGGGUCCUGGACGCCCACGCCAUCUGGCACAUCAGCACCAUCCCCGUCCACGCCCUCUUUUUCAGGUUUCUGGAAGAUGACAGCUUGUACCUACUGAAGGAAUCUGGGGCCAUGUUCAAACUGGACUAAAGAGGCUGGGAGAGGGUGGAUCUGUCCGCCUCGUCCCUGAGGCAUCUCCCUUCCCCUCCCCCCGCCCCCGAGAUGAUUGUUUUUAGCUUCUUGAACUUGACCGUGUGGGGUUUGGACCUGAAAUCCUGUAGCUGCCUGGCCCUUGCUGGCCCUCACAUGGAACCUGUCUUGGGAGCGGCCUCCUCACAUCUGGGGCAGGGGCUAGGCAGCUCUGUCGGGUGGCUGGGGCUGAACUGAGACCAAGUUUAGAGGUGAACAGAGAGGAGGACUGUGUCUAAAUCCUCAACCACUCCCUUUCCACAUCACCCACCUCUAUAGUGCCACCCCACAUACCUCCACUUAGCCCCCCAAACCACACCACCCUCAGGCCUUUGGGGUUCGUUGGGAUCUCUUUUUGUCAGGGCACCACUAGGUGGCGCUGGAUACUUGCUCCUCAGCUGCCCAGGUUUCUCUCUGGCUCUGAUGAACCAGGCUCCUGGGGUAGGAGGGGUUUCUACCCUGCCUCCCGCGCCACCCAACCAGCAGGUCUUCAGGGCCAGGACCCCAGAAAGCUCAGGAUCAGAACCCAGUCUGCUGUUCUGGCUGGGGGUGCACACAUCGACACAUAGAGGGAUAUGGGCCAAGCCAGGGGCAGAGAUGACCACAUGGUCAGUGAGCUGGGGCACUGUGGGUCUUUCUUCACUUAGAGUGUACAGCGUGGGUGUGUAUUCAGGGGACAGGGGGCUGAAGGUGGUUUGGGGAAGGUAUGUGUAAGAGAUGAACAUGCACGGGAUAUGCUAAUAGGAGGCAGAAGCAGAACGGGGAAAUCACGUCAUCAGCAGUAACUGGAGCUCCAAGGCCAUAUGCACAUGACCUGAUAGACUUUGGGAUGCUGGGUGUGAGUGUGGGUGCCCAUCCAGUGCCCCUUUGCACUCCACUUAAAUCACAUACCUCCCCCGAUGUCUUGAGAGCACCCUGCAAAUCUAGCCCCUGGAUCUUUAUCUUGGGAUGGUGGACCUCCCACUCAGUUCCCUUUGUCAGAGCUGGACUCUCCCCAGCCAAUCCCAAGGCAAGCAGGUCCCAUCCAGCCCGUAUCCUGAACCAACCCAUCAGGAAGGCUGUCUGAAGUUGAGCCCUGCCUCUGUCCUCUGACCCCUCUUUGCGGGGGAGAAUAGCUGUGCCAAGGCUCCAGCUCAGGUACUUAGGCAGCCUAUUAGGGUUUUGGUUUUGUUUUGCUUUUUUGUACUAAGAACAAUUUUAAGGCCGGAGGCAGGAAAGGGCAUGCUUAAUAAAGCAAUUCCUGGCCUCACUCA